Messenger RNA from Pyrus x bretschneideri (Chinese white pear), 1286 nucleotides. RefSeq names its product WUSCHEL-related homeobox 8. Gene Ontology annotation, molecular function: DNA binding; DNA-binding transcription factor activity. The record is from RefSeq and is a predicted model, not a curated record. The transcript has 3 exons. The coding region runs from base 148 to 954 and encodes 268 amino acids. NCBI's taxonomy places the organism in Eukaryota, Viridiplantae, Streptophyta, Magnoliopsida, Rosales, Rosaceae.
GGCCCGUGUUUAUAUUUUCUCUCCAUCUUUUUGUCGCCUUUCUUUCUCAUUGUCUUUGUAUUCUUCUUCUUUGACAAGAAGCACUGUCUCAGUUUUUCAACACACGCACAGACCGAGGACUGUAGAGAGAGAAAGUUCAAGAGAGAGAUGAUGGAGUGGGAGAAGCAGCAACUGAAAGAGCAGCAAGAGAUGGAGGGGAAUGGGAAUGGAGGAGUGAUGUAUGUGAAGGUGAUGACUGAUGAGCAGUUGGAGACUCUGAGGAAACAGAUUGCAGUUUAUGCCACCAUUUGUGAGCAGCUUGUUGAGAUGCACAAGAACCUCACUGCCCAGCAAGAUCUUGCAGGAGUCAGGAUGGGGAAUCUGUACUGCGAUCAGUUGAUGACAUCCACUGGCCACAAAAUUACUGCCAGGCAGCGGUGGACUCCAACAGCGCUGCAGCUCCAAAUUCUUGAGCGUUUGUUCGAGCAAGGGAAUGGAACUCCAAGUAAGCAGAAGAUCAAGGAGAUCACCUCUGAGCUGAGCCAGCACGGGCAAAUUUCCGAAACAAAUGUGUACAAUUGGUUUCAGAACAGGCGCGCUCGAUCAAAGAGGAAGCAGCAAAAUGCAGCAUGUAACCAUGCUGAAUCAGAAGUGGAUACAGAAGUUGAUUCACCUAAGGACAAAAAAACUAGACCGGAGGAAACAUUUCAGUCCCAGCAGAACUCAGCUCAACGGACUGAAGAUUUGUGCUUCCAGAGCCAGGAGAUAAGUUCCGACCUGCAUUUCUUGGAUCCGCAUACCACUAAGGCAGAAAAGAUGUUCCCGUCACACAGCGGUUUAAGGAGUUCUAGACAUUUAAGCGAAAUGGCCUUCUAUGAUGAUGUGCUCUCAAGGCAUGACCUGAUGACCGGAAAGAUGGAAGCCGGAAACUAUAACCUUUUUCAGGAGGCAGAAGACUAUGGCAUGACGGGUUGACGCUCGUUCGUGAAUGUCAAAGGUUUCGUUCUGUUUGACGAGCUAUUUUGUGAAGGAGAUUCCUGAUUGAAUGAGUUUGGUUCUGUUUGAAUUUGGAGACAUAGCAAGCCUAACCCUAGCAGAGAGUUAUGGCUCCAACUCAAUUUAACUUGGAGAGUAGAUAGAUUUAGUGAUAAAUAUUAUACUAGUAUGACAUAUGGAAAGUUGCUUUUGGGGUUUUUGUGUCUUGAGCCUUGACUAAUCAAUCUUGCUUUGCCUUUUGCUUUGUUUAUAGAAUGAGAGUAGAUAUUUUAUUUUGGGAAACCAAUGAUAGUUUAUGUGCUUGUUGUUUA